Priapulus caudatus is the source of this 1410-nucleotide messenger RNA. RefSeq names its product phospholysine phosphohistidine inorganic pyrophosphate phosphatase-like. Gene Ontology annotation, biological process: dephosphorylation. Gene Ontology annotation, molecular function: phosphatase activity; inorganic diphosphate phosphatase activity. The record is from RefSeq and is a predicted model, not a curated record. Lineage: Eukaryota; Metazoa; Priapulida; Priapulimorpha; Priapulimorphida; Priapulidae. The transcript has 7 exons. The coding region runs from base 5 to 832 and encodes 275 amino acids. Gene Ontology annotation, cellular component: cytosol.
CAAUAUGGCGACUCCCAUGGUGGCCGGUUGGCUUAAAUUUGCCAAGGAAAUCGAAGGGAUUGUGCUAGAUAUAGCUGGUGUGUUGUAUGACAGUGGGGAUGGCGAUGGUGUGCCUAUUCCUGGUUCAAUUGAAGCCGUGAACAGGUUGAAGGCGUCGGGCGUUCCUGUACGCUUCUGCACUAACGCCACCGAGACGACGAGAGUGAAUCUUGUAGCGAAACUGAACAGAAUCGGAUUCAGUCUAGAACCCAACGAAGUGUUCCCUCCUGCGCCAGCCGUCUGCCAGAUACUGAAGGAGCGUGGACUCAGACCUCACCUCCUUGUCGCAGAUGACUGCAAGCCAGACUUAGCUGGUGUUGAACAGCAUGAUCCGACGUGUGUUGUGAUUGGGGAUGCAGCCCACGGCUUCACUUAUGACAGCAUGAAUAAAGCAUUCCAAGCCUUAAUGCAGAUGGAAAAGCCAUUGCUCAUAUCUAUGGGACAAGGGAAAUACUACCUUGAAACUGAUGGUUUAAAACUAGACUGUGGUCCAUUCAUGAAAGCCUUGGAAUAUGCCUGUAGUCUGGAGGCAGAGAUAGUUGGUAAACCAUCAAAAACAUUUUUUGAUGCUGUACUCAAGGACAUUGGCAUUUCUAGUGACAAGGCACUGAUGAUAGGUGACGAUGUAGUCAGUGAUGUGGGUGGCGCCCAGGCAUGUGGAAUGAGAGCAUUGCUGGUCCGCACUGGAAAGUACAGGCCGACAGAUGAGAAGCACCCAACUGUGACACCAGAUGGCGUUGUAGACAACUUGCAACAGGCAGUUGAGUUGUUUCUCUCAUGUAGAGACAAGUAAGCCAGCCGUAAUGUGUUCGUGGAGCAAUAACCUGAAACACGAAGAAGAAAUCUAUCUAAGACGAUAUCUCGAAGAAGACAUCUAAUUCAGCAGGAGACAAGUUUUUCGAUCUUUUAAUAUAGUGCACACUAAGCUUCUACAUGGUGAAAAUUCUUGUGAUAACAUAGCGCUUUUGCUGGAUAUAUCUAGUUUCAUAAAAAUACAAUGAAGUAUGACUAUUGCUCAUGUGAGGAUCAUGUCACCUAGCAAUAUCAAAAUAACUUGAAGCUUUUUCGGAAAGUGCAGAUUAUGAAAGGAGGUGGUAUAUAUUUUCUGAGUUAGACAAACAUCAUUCUGCCAUGUUGGCUCAGUUAUGUAUUUUAGUAACUGCGUGCGUGUGUUGUGUGUGUAAAAAGAUUACAGUGAAGUAGGAUAUGUAUCAGGAGUAGAUAAUAGGGAAUUCCCUAUUAUCUACUUCUGAUAUGUAUCUUGUUGGCUUACCCUUACUAAUGGGAGGUGUUAUUAUUGAAAGCUGUGUGAAUAGUGUUGCUGCCAUUACAUAAUAAAGUUUAUUGCAUCAAUCACAUAUAUGAACGUAA